AUGGUCAGCAAGGACUCCGGCAGAUGCAUACUCACGACGACACCAGAGCGGGAAGUAGAGCCAGCCGCCUGCCUGGCCCUGGAGAUGAGAUAUGCCCUAGACCCCAACCGGCAGAUCAAAAAGCGGAACAAAGCCUUGCAGGUGCGCUUUAAGGAUAUCUGUGAAGCCCAGAAUGAGCAGAGGGACACACAGCUGUCUGCAGGACCUCUGGGGGAAAAGCGAGAGGCCAAGGCUGUGUCCUGUAGGGCAGCAUACCGUAAGUAUAUGACAGUGCCUGCACGCCGAUCCAUUCCCAAUGUCACCAAGAGCACGGGUGUACAGACCUCACCAGACCUUCGAAAGUGUUACCAGACAUUCCCACUGGACCGCAAGAAAGGUAGUCUCAAAGGCCUGCCGACUGCAGAUGCCUUCAAAAGCCAGAACAAUGGGUUUCUAGCAGAUUCAAAAGAGAAGAGUGAGGCAGGACCCAUGGAGGACUCCCGGCCUUACAGUGCAGGAAGGAUUCACAAGACCACAGCAUUGGUUUUCCAUUCCAAUGAGCACGUGAAUGCACUGGACCAGCCUUCCGGGGUCAACUGUGCAGAGCUCUGCAAGACUCCAGACAUGCUUGGCUACCCUGAAGCUCUACUGCAGAACUCUCGGCCUCCCUCUGAGGAGCCCAUGCACCAGCUUCCGGGGAGAGCUAAGCCAGGCAGGAGCAGGCUGGACUCAGAGGAGCCCACUCCACUUGCCCAUGGAAGGGUGUUUAAAACAGAGGUUGCCACUGUGUACCCACCUGCCACCAGUACCAGGGCCCCUGAACCUAGCUUGUCAAACUCUGCUGCUGCCAGCCAAUGGUCUCUCUGUCCUGCAGAUGAGGAGCAGAGGAGGGCCGCCCAGCUCAAUGGGCUGCAGGCUCCUCCGGGCUCUGCUCUGGCCUGCUCACCCCCAGUGCAGUGCCUGUCCCCAGAAUGUAGCGAACAGCCCCUGCAGAACCAGCCUAGCCCCACAGCUGGGGUGGGGGAUGAAGAACGCCAACAAAUUGUGCCUCACACGGAAGUGGUAGACCUCAAGGCCCAGCUCCAGGUGAUGGAGAACUUAAUCAGCUCUAGCCAGGAGACCAUCAAAGUGCUGCUGGGAGUCAUCCAGGAGCUGGAGAAAGGAGAAGCCCACCGAGAAGGGCUUUCAUAUCGGACGGGGCAAGACACAGCUAAUUGUGACACGUGCAGGAACAGUGCAUGUAUUAUCUAUAGUGUGGAGCUGGAUUUUAAGCAACAGGAAGACAAACUCCAGCCUGUGUUGAGGAAACUGCACCCUGUCGAGGAAACUCAGGUCAUCCCUUCGCCUUACACUCAGGAGACUUACUCCUCCACGCCCAAGCAAAAAUCCAAAACUGAGUCCAAAAAGCACGGAAGGUGGAAACUCUGGUUUCUUUAA
Messenger RNA from Cricetulus griseus (Chinese hamster), 1416 nucleotides. Lineage: Eukaryota; Metazoa; Chordata; Mammalia; Rodentia; Cricetidae. The record is from RefSeq and is a predicted model, not a curated record.